AUGGGGCCAAAGCGAGGGGGAGCGGGCCCUCCCGGCGCGCUCUGCCUCGGCGCGGCGCUCUGCGGGAUCGUCAGCUUCGGCCUCUUGACCGCGGCCAUCGGCACCGACUACUGGUACUUGGUGCGUGUGGACUUGGCUGGGAGGCCCAACCGCAGCGCUUGGGAGGCAGAGCAGCUGAGUUCGCACUCCGGGCUCUGGCGUCUCUGCGAAGGGCAGAAUGCCUGUGUGCCCUUGAUUGACCCAUUUGGCCCACAAAGUUGGCAAGUUCCAACAUCCCUGCAGCAUCUUAUCUGCAUGCACCGAGCCUUUGUGGUCCUACUGCCCCUCAGUCUCACCUUGAUGGUUUUUGGCUGGAUCUGCGGGAUCAUCGGUUCCUUGGCUCGCAGCUCCUGGGUUCUCCUGUUCACAGGCUGUUAUUUUCUGUUGGGCGCACUGCUGACCCUGUCAGGGACCAGCAUCUACAUCAGCUACUCCAGGGCAGCUUUCAUUGGGACCGUGCGCCUGUUUGGCCAGCUGCACUUUGAGCACGUCCACGUUGCUUUUGGCUGGUCCCUGGCACUCGCCUGGCUCUCUUUUGGCACCGAGGGGCUGGCUGGCAUCCUGCUCCUCCUGGCUGCUUGGGGGCUUCACCUGAAGCCAGAUGUGUGCUCAGUGGUUAUCUGAUCCUGGGAGAGGAUGGGAAGGGGGAGUGCAGCGUUGGCAGGGAUAUGUGACGAAAUCCUGCCGUGCGUGGUCCCUUCCUAAUUCUGACAGUGUUCUCUACUGUUCUGCAGCUAUAACAUCCUUACAUGAACCACAGGGU
Molecule: messenger RNA, 802 nt
Organism: Varanus komodoensis (Komodo dragon)
Lineage: Eukaryota; Metazoa; Chordata; Lepidosauria; Squamata; Varanidae
Gene: TMEM235
Product: transmembrane protein 235
Exons: 4
Coding region: 1-663 (220 amino acids)
Cellular component (GO): apical plasma membrane
Source: RefSeq, a predicted model, not a curated record